AUGCCGCCGGCCGCCGCUCCGAUGGACGACAUGGUGGAGGAGAUCCUCCUCCGCUUCCCGUCCGAAGACCCCGGGCGCCUCUUCCGCGCCUCCCUCGUCAGCAAGCCCUGGCGCAGCCUCCUCACAAGCUUCGCCUUCUCUCGCCGCUACCGCCAGUUCCACCGGACGCUGCCUUUGCUGGGAUUCUUCGUCAACAACAACUUCGGCGGCUCCCGGUUCUCCCCCUUAUCCCCAACUUCCCCAUUCCUCCCGUUCCGUUCCGACGGCCGUACGCUGGUCGUGGUCGACUCCCGCCACGGCCUCGUCCUCCUGAAAGUAAAUCUUCUCUGGGAGGGAGAAAACCCCACCCUCAUCGUAUGGGACCCCGUCGGCCGCCGUCAGUGGGAGCUUCCCCCUCCAGAUAUGGCGCACACCACCAAUACCUACAAUGACGCUGCAGUGCUCUGCGCCGCCGACGGCUGCGACCACCUCGGCUGCUCUGGCGGCCCCUUCCUCGUGGCCUACAUGCGCACCGAUCUCUACGGGGCUGUCUACGCAUCCGUCUUCUCUUCACAGACUCGUGCCUGGAGCCUCGUUACCUCGUGUCAGGGCCCUGGCGUUUAUUUCAGAAUCAUCAGUGGUAAGCUCAAAGCCUUUGUGGGGAACGCACUCUACUUCAUGUGUGAUCCUCCUCCUAUGACUACAAUACUGCGGUGCGACUUGGUCAGCCAGGAACUGUCAAUGAUCGACGGGCCGAACGUGAAGUGGGAUGAUUAUGUCCUCAUGACAACAGAUGACGGCGGGCUGGGAUCUUUGCGGCUGGAGUUGGUGUCUUUUUCUUGA
Aegilops tauschii subsp. strangulata is the source of this 822-nucleotide messenger RNA. The record is from RefSeq and is a predicted model, not a curated record. Lineage: Eukaryota; Viridiplantae; Streptophyta; Magnoliopsida; Poales; Poaceae.